CGAAGUAUUUUUCCAGCCCAUUUUUCCUAGGAAAAAUCCGCCAUCUACCCACCUUAUGGGGUAAUGGGGAUUCGAACCUGGGUACCUACAAUUCCUAUCUACAGGCCCUAACCACUCGGCUACGAGUAUACAUCGAGAGUUAAAGGCAUUAAAAGGAGGGCCGAGGGGAGCAUUGCACGAAAUCGAUGUGACAAGUAAUUUUUGUUAAAAUUUUUUCCGUGAUAAGUUUUCAUUCAACAAUAGAGCCAAACAGUUUAACAAUUAUCAACUAGGUACCUAUUACUGUCUAAUACCUACAAGGAAAUAUGUACCUAGGUACUCGAAGCAUCAAACAUCACUAAACUUUAGUCGUGUGAUACUUUCCUCUAAUUUAAUUGGAAAACUUAUUCCGUAGGUAAAAAAAACUGGCGCGGAAGAAUGAAUGAAGACUUCGCCAACCAAACAGCGGCGGUAGCCACGUGGAAUGACUCACUCCCGCAAUACAAUAUUAAUUUGUCUCCAUUUUUAAAAAAGUUUGCCGAAACAUUGAAAAAUCUUCAAGGUCACUUGAAGAAACAGGAAUACCGAAUCAAUAACCAACAUUUCAAAUAUUCAAAUAAAGUUCCUAAUGGAAUGAAACUACUAAAUGAAUCUUCAAAUCAUUCCAUUUCUUUAAAUGGUGUCAAAACAUCGACUGUUCCAAUCGCUUAUGAAGUAACAUGCAAACCACCUAAUCGCACUCAGAUCGCCUAUAAUGUAACGCUGCAAAUGACGGGAGUGGCUACAAUAAUGAACAAUUCUAAUUUCGUUCUGGCUAAUAUUUCCUUUUUAGCGCGCACUUGUAGCACGAUUAUUACCUUUGAAAAUGGUAGUAACGAAGAAUUCCGAUUCGAUGUUGCUUGUGAAAACAUGAAAGUUAAAUUGAAAGACCCGUCAGAGAAAAUCUAUAAGUACGUAGAAAAUGAGAAGAAUGACUUGAAAAAUAAGCUCAAACAAAUUUCGAUUGCAAUAAUGAAAACAAAAUUGAGUGAAGCCUCUCACUCAUGGUUUAACAAUAAUGACGUAAUCAACUUCUGCGAACUUCCUCAUACUGUAGCCACCAGUGAACACAGAGAUUCACAUCGAUAUUUUUACUCGAUAAAGGAACUGCUUUCCCUAGAUAGAGAUGAAGAUAAUUUCCUAGUUUACCAAAUCAACUUAUACGGAUUACUCAAUUUCAAAUCAUUAAAAAUGCAGUACUCCGGAGAAGAAACAAAUUUUGAAUUUCAGGCGAGAGAUUUAACUGCUCGUAUUGUCUCGAAACGUAAUCAAUAUCCUACUAUAUCAAAAAGGGUUGAAAAAAUGGAUGUGAAAAUCGAUGCAAUUGUACUAAAAGGGAUAAUUACAACAUUUCUGAGCGAAAUAAUUAUAUCUCGUGAAUCUACACUGCGGCUGUCACCAAAUCAAGGAAACAUUGAAGAACAAAAGACGCUGACUGAAAACUUGAACGCUAUAGUGAUGUAUUCCUUUCAAGAGUCGAUGGGAACAGAAUAUAAAAAAAUGGGUUUACUCAAUAAACCAAAAAUUCCUUCAUAAUAAAUGAAUCAUUGAGUAAUUCAUGCAAAAUAAUCUUAGUAUAGCCUAAAUUUCUGCUCAUUCAUCUACUCUCCAACUAGAAUUCACGUAGGCAGGAAACUAAGAUGACAAAAUGAUGUAAAAUUAAGGGUACCUACUUUCGGGCCAUCAUUCAUUGUACCUGUAGGUACCUUACCUACUUCAAGUGACACGUUGAAAAAGUAAGAGACCGGAGACGACACCACAAAUAUGCAUAAAGAUUUCAUUAUUAUCAUAAGCUCAUGUAUUGUUACCACUCUACAAAAUUAGACAAAAACGGAUAUUUUUCUCCAUAGAACCAGCCACUUGAUAAUUCAUUAGAUAUGCUAUAGGUAUGUACACGUGACAAGCGCCUAGUAGAUAUACACCUAUACAUUUAUCACUGCUAAAUGUUAUUAUUAUAUUAUUCGAUAUUUAUUCAUUUUAGAUAUUCUUUUAUUAAGUUUUCAUUAUAA
Messenger RNA from Planococcus citri (citrus mealybug), 2027 nucleotides. RefSeq lists its product as uncharacterized. The coding region runs from base 418 to 1554 and encodes 378 amino acids. The record is from RefSeq and is a predicted model, not a curated record. The transcript is spliced from 3 exons. NCBI's taxonomy places the organism in Eukaryota, Metazoa, Arthropoda, Insecta, Hemiptera, Pseudococcidae.